AUGAAAACCAAAUCAACAACAUACGAAGAAGCAUUGGUGGAAAGGGGUUUUCAACAAAGCCAGACUAAGGGGAGAAGAGGAAGGUCCAAAUCAAAGGGCCGAGCCAUUUCCAAAGAUGAGUGUUCUUUCUGCCAUAAGAAAGGGCACUGGAAGAAAGAAUUUCCGAAGUUGAAAGAGAAAGGAAAGAGUCUGCAAGAUGUAAAUGUAGCAGAAUGCAAAAGUAAUACGGAACAGAUGAGUGGAUAUUGGAUUCAGGAUGAACUUAAUGGUGGGGUUGUUUACUUAGGUAAUAAUAAUCCAUAUAAAACAACCGGGAUAUGUUUGAUCAAGUUGCGGAAUCAUGAUGGAUCCACCAGAAUUUUUAGGGAUGUGCAGUACGUUCCAAAGUUAAAAAGGAAUCUCAUCUCAUUGGGGGCUCUUGAAUCUAAGGGCCUAGUUGUGAUGAUAAGAGAUGGAGUUCUUAAAGCAACUUCAGGAGAACUGGUGAUGUUGAAAGGCAUGAGGAAGAACAAUUUGUACUACUACCAAGGUAGUACAGUGUUGGGGACAGUAGCAGCAGCAGCUUCUAGCACCAAGAAAGAUGUUGAGGUAACGAAACUGUGGCAUAUGUGGUUGGGAUAUGCUGGUGAAAAGUCCUUGAAAAUUCUUUCCAAGAAAGGAUUGUUGAAAGUGGAAGCUCGAGUUGAAAACCAAAAAGGGAGAAAGAUCAAGGUUCUCCAAACAGAGAAUGGAGGAGAAUAUAAGAGUGAUCCAUUCCUGGAUGUAUGCCAAGACUGUGGCAUAGUUUGUCACUUCACUGUUAGAAAAAUACCACAACAGAAUGGGGUGUCAGAGCGUAUGAACAAGUCACUUGUGGAGAAAGUUCGUUGUAUGUUGUCUAAUGCUGGGUUAGGCAGAAAAUUUUGGGCUGAGGCUGUGACGUAUGCUCAACAUCUCAUCAAUCAUUUGCCAUCAUCUGCUAUAGGUAGCAAAACUCCAUUAGAGGUAUGGUCUGGAAAAACUGCAACUGAUUAUGAUACUUUGCAUGUUUUUGAUUCUAUUGCAUAUUAUCAUGUAAUUGAAUCAAAGUUGGAUCCACGAGCAAAAAAGACUCUUUUCAUGGGCUUCAAUGUUGUAGAGAAAGGAUACCGUUUGUAG
This is a messenger RNA of Capsicum annuum, 1137 nucleotides long. RefSeq lists its product as uncharacterized. The transcript has 3 exons. Gene Ontology annotation, biological process: DNA integration. NCBI's taxonomy places the organism in Eukaryota, Viridiplantae, Streptophyta, Magnoliopsida, Solanales, Solanaceae. The coding region runs from base 1 to 1137 and encodes 378 amino acids. Gene Ontology annotation, molecular function: zinc ion binding; nucleic acid binding. The record is from RefSeq and is a predicted model, not a curated record.